Myotis myotis is the source of this 7224-nucleotide messenger RNA. RefSeq names its product NHS actin remodeling regulator (gene NHS). The transcript is spliced from 8 exons. The record is from RefSeq and is a predicted model, not a curated record. Gene Ontology annotation, biological process: lens development in camera-type eye; cell differentiation. NCBI's taxonomy places the organism in Eukaryota, Metazoa, Chordata, Mammalia, Chiroptera, Vespertilionidae. The coding region runs from base 1 to 4419 and encodes 1472 amino acids.
AUGCCCCAUUUCCCUUUUUGUCUUGCAGCUGUCUCCAACCUGGACAUUGAGAGUAAGCUGAGCGUGUACUACCGUGCACCGUGGCACCAGCAGAGAAACAUCUUCCUCCCGGCCACGAGGCCACCCUGUGUGGAGGAACUGCACCGCCAUGCCCGGCAGAGCCUGCAAGCCCUGCGCAGAGAACAUCGGAGCCGGAAUGAUCGCCGGGAGCAAAGAACUGCUGUGCCCCUUUCUGUAACUGCUCCUCCAUUGCCAGCGUACCCCCCAGCUCACAGCCAGAGGAGGCGCGAAAUUAAGGAACGUCACUUCUUAACGUUUAACAGCACCCGUUCGCCCUCCCCCACUGAGUGUUGCCACAUGACCCCAUGGAGUAGAAAGUCCCAUCCCCCGGAGGAUGAAGAUACAGAUGUCAUGUUAGGACAAAGGCCGAAAAACCCAGUACACAAUAUCCCCUCCACACUGGACAAGCAGACCAACUGGAGCAAAGCACUACCUCUCCCGACACCAGAGGAGAAGAUGAAACAAGAUGCUCAAGUGAUUUCUUCUUGCAUUAUUCCCAUCAAUGUCACUGGAGUUGGUUUUGACAGAGAAGCUAGUAUACGCUGCUCUCUUGUUCAUUCACAAUCUGUACUACAGCGGAGACGAAAACUGAGGAGGAGGAAAACCAUCUCUGGUAUCCCUAGAAGAGUCCAACAAGAAAUAGACUCUGAUGAAUCACCCGUGGCCAGAGAAAGGAAUGUGAUUGUGCACACAAAUCCAGACCCUUCCAACACUGUCAAUAGGAGGUCUGGAACCAGGGACUCUGAGUGCCAAACUGAGGACAUUUUGAUUGCUGCUCCAUCCAGAAGGAGAAUCAGAGCUCAAAGGGGUCAAAGUAUUGCAGCUUCUCUUUCACAUUCGGCAGGCAACAUUUCUGCAUUGGCAGACAAAGGUGAUGCCAUGUUUACAACUGCAGUGAGUAGCCGCACAAGAUCUCGGAGCCUUCCCCGAGAGGGCAAUAGAGGUGGAGAUGGUGAGCCCAAAGUUGGUCUUAAACCCUCAGCAUAUGAAGAGGGAGAGCCUUUUGUGGGUGAUCAAGAAAGAAUUCCUAAUGAUUGCAGUGAGGCCCCCAGCAGCCCAAGUGCCCAGGAACACCAGCCUGCUUUGGAUCUGGCCUGUUCUCAACAUCUCCACAGCCCCCAGCACAAGUUAAGUGAGAGAGGGAGGUCACGUCUGUCCCGAAUGGCUGCUGACUCUGGAAGUUGUGACAUCUCCUCCAACUCAGACACCUUUGGGAGCCCCAUCCACUGCAUCUCCACGGCUGGUGUCCUCCUCAGCAGCCACAUGGACCAGAAAGACGAUCACCAGUCAUCCAGUGGCAACUGGAGUGGGAGCAGCUCCACAUGCCCCUCACAGACCUCAGAGACAAUCCCUCCUGCAGCUUCUCCCCCCCUCACUGGUUCUUCACACUGUGAUUCAGAGUUGUCACUAAACACAGCCCCUCAUGCUAAUGAGGAUGCCAGUGUCUUCGUGACAGAGCAGUACAAUGACCACUUGGAUAAAGUGAGAGGCCACCGGGCAAACUCCUUUACCUCCACUGUGGCAGAUCUCCUGGAUGACCCCAAUAAUAGCAACACAAGUGACAGUGAGUGGAAUUACCUACACCACCAUCAUGAUGCCUCCUGCCACCAUGAUUUUAGUCCUGAGCGCCCCAAGGCAGACAGCUUGGGCUGUCCAAGCUUCACAAGCAUGGCCACUUAUGAUAGCUUUCUGGAAAAGUCUCCAUCAGACAAAGCUGACACUAGCUCUCACUUUUCAGUGGAUACAGAAGGAUACUACACCUCCAUGCACUUUGACUGUGGUCUCAAAGGUAGUAAGAAUUAUGUCUGCCACUAUGCAGCCCUGAGCCCAGAGAAUGGCCAGGGCAUUGGAGCUCCUCCUACUCUUCAAGACUGUGCCUGGCAGGACUACUUAGAUCACAGGAGGCAGGGGAGACCAAGCAUCUCUUUCAGGAAACCAAAGGCAAAGCCGACCCCACCUAAAAGGAGCUCAUCAUUGAGGAAAUUCGAUGGAAAUGCAGACAUUUCUGAAAAGAAAGAACCAAAGAUUAGCAGUGGCCAGCUCCUGCCUCACAGUUCCAGGGAAAUGAAGUUGCCUCUUGAUUUCUCCAACACGCCUUCUCAAAUGGAAAAUACCAAUAUUUCCACCAAGCAAGAACCUUCCUGGAUUAACCAGGAUGAACAUGGUAGUAAAGAACCUCAGUUAGACACUUCAGAUAUUCCACCAUUCAAAGAUGAAGGUGCUGAAUCAACUCACUAUGCAGACCUCUGGCUUCUAAAUGACUUGAAAACAAAUGAUCCCUACAGAUCUUUAUCUAAUUCAAGCACUGCUACGGGUACCACAGUUAUUGAAUGCAUCAAAUCUCCAGAGAGCUCUGAAUCCCAAACAUCCCAGUCAGAAUCAAGAGCCACGACUCCAUCCCUUCCUUCUGUUGACAAUGAGUUUAAACUGGCUUCACCAGAAAAGUUGGCUGGCUUGGCAUCUCCAUCAAGUGGCUACUCAAGCCAGUCUGAAACACCAACAUCCUCUUUCCCUACAGCUUUCUUUUCUGGUCCAUUGUCUCCUGGAGGUAGCAAAAGAAAACCGAAAGUCCCAGAAAGGAAAUCCUCACUACAGCAACCUUCUUUAAAAGAUGGAGCUCUAUCACUAAGUAAAGACCUUGAACUUCCAAUUAUACCUCCUACCCAUCUUGACCUAAGUGCUCUUCAUGUCUUGAAUAAACCAUUCCACCACCGUAACCCAUUGCAUGUUUUUAGUCAUAAUAAGCAGAAUACAGUAGGGGAAACACUGAGGUCAAAUCCUCCACCAUCCCUUGCAAUUACACCAACAGUCUUGAGAUCUGUUAACCUUAGGUCCAUCAGCAAGUCUGAAGAAAUUAAGCAAAAAGAAGGCAAUAAUAUGGAACACCCCUACUUAGAGCAAAGCACUCUCACAAUGGCUGCUCUAUCUCCAGGUAAGAUUAGGCCACAUACAGCUAAGAAAUCACUAUCACGUCAGUACUCCACUGAAGACACCAUAUUGUCCUUUUUUGACUCCUCUUCCGUUGAGAUGAGACCAGAUAAACUACAGUUAGGAAAAAAACAUGCUUUUGAUGUAAAGAAUCAUUGUGAUCCAGAAACAGUAACCUCAGCUGGUAGCAAUCUUCUAGAUUCAAGUGCCAUAAAAGACCAAAUACAUAUGGAGAGUGAGCCUAUUCCAGAAAACACACCAAGUAAAAAUUGUGACUUUCCCAAAGAAGGAUUUCAAAGGGUCUCUGCUGCCCGCUCAAAUGAUUUGGAUGGUAAAAUACUACAAUAUGGAGCUGAUCCAGAUGGAAUCCUUGCACAGGUCCAGAAGGCAUCCUCUGUAGAGCAGGAGGAAGUUGUACAUCCUGAGUCCGUGGAUGUGCUUACAUCUCAAUCAAAUUCACCAACUAGAGCCACAGACAUAAGCAAUCAACUUAAGCAUCAACUUGGGAUGAGCCGCUACCAUGACAAAGUGCCUGGGAAUAUCAGCUAUGAAGCAGAGCUAUCAACUGUAAAUUCAUGCCCUGAAAAAUGUUCAGAGCAGGAAAAUAUUGCUUCAGGUAUUUCAGCCAAAAGUGCCUCUGAUAACAGCGGAGCAGAGGAGACCCAAGGAAGUAUGGAUGAGGUUUCAUUGAAAGAAUCGUCACCAAGUGAUGACUCUAUGAUUUCACCACUUAAUGAAGACUCUCAGACUGAACUGGAAGGUGUGUUUGUAUCUCCAAACAAACCUCGAACAACUGAGGAUUUAUUUGCAGUCAUUCACAGGUCUAAAAGGAAAGUACUUGGAAGAAAAGAUUCUGGGGACAUGUCUGUUCGAAGCAAAUCAAGAGCUUCCCUUGGCAGCAGUAGCAGUAGCAACACUGGUUCCGUCACUUCACCCAACAGCAAUGUGACCACCGCCAACAGCCAGAGGUCUCCUGGCCUCAUCUACCGAAAUGCUAAGAAGUCCAACACAUCCAAUGAAGAGUUUAAGCUGUUACUCCUCAAGAAAGGCAGUCGUUCGGAUUCCAGUUAUCGCAUGUCUGCUACUGAGAUUCUGAAGAGUCCCAUCCUGCCUAAACCUCCUGGGGAGCUCACAGCCGAGUCUCCCCAAAGCACCCAUGAGGCCCAUCAGGGGACACUUGGGGCUGAGGCAUUGUCCCCACUCUCUCCAUGCUCCCCACGAGUUAAUUCAGAAGGAUUUUCCUCGAAGAACUUUGCCACCUCAGCAUCAGCAAGGGUUGGACGUUCUCGGGCUCCUCCUGUGGCCAGCAGCAGCCGCUACAGUGUCCGCUGCAGGCUGUACAAUGCGCCCAUGCAGGCCAUCUCUGAGGGGGAGACAGAAAAUUCUGAUGGGAGCCCACAUGAUGACCGAUCCUCUCAGAGCUCAACAUAGGUAGCCCGUGCUAGACUGGCUAUCAAAGGCCAAAACCCUUAGUCUAUGAGUAUGGGGGAAUAGAACAGAAAGCUAGGGAGAAGUCAGCAUGUCACAGGGUACCAUCACUUACUACCAAUGAAUUCCUAAAUAUUUGCUGGGGAAACAGAAGGUGGUUUAGUCUUUCUUGAUUAUUUUCCAUGUUUUAAGUAGCUGUACUGUCUUUCAUAUUUUUCUUUAGCUUAGUUUGAUUUACUCAAUGCCAUUCUUUUUGAUAACAUAGAAUUUUAAAAUGUCUGCUUUUCAUGAAACCUAGAAAACAAUUUUCCCAGAGCUGCCUAUUCAGAAAAGAAAACCCUCACUGUCAUAAUUCUUAAAAAGAUGAAAUUACUCUGGAGGUUUGGUAUUUUUUUACAUUAAAAUGAACUAAAGCAAAAUUUAGAAGAAAGAACUACACAUAUGUAAAUACCAUAUUUUUGAUAAAAAUGUGUAAAUAGAUUUAUCAAUGACAAGUGGACAUGUGGCCAAUUAUCUACUGCACACCAACUGUUUAUAGAACAUAACAGAUAAAGUGUAAUAAUUGUAUUCUGUGAAUACCAUUUUCAUAUUAAUUACCAUAUUUAAAUGUCCACCAAUAUGAUUUCUGCGUGAUAAACCUCAUAUAUGAAUUUUAAACUAGUGAAAUAAAGGAAAUCUUGAGGUCAUAUACUGAAAUGUGAUUAAUUUAAAAUAAGGAAUUCAGACCUAACUAUUUUUGUGACAAAUUGCAGCACCAAACAAGCUAAUAGUAAUUAUCAUGUGGCUAUGAUUUGCCAUAUGGUAAUUUGGACAGAAUGAAAAGCAUGCUUUUGAUUUUUUAAUCAAUGAGAGAAAUAAUCAUUCUCAAUACAAAACCCUGAACAACAACAUUUGACAGUGUCCUUUAAACUUUAAUUUUUCAAUGAAUUGCUUUAAAGAGAAUGAGCAGGGAAAACUAGUUAAUUUUAGAUUAUGUUUUAUAUUAGGCUCCCAGAGACAUAAAAAGUCAUAAUCUAAUGACUAUAAUUUUAAAACUCCUUAAACAGUCUAGAAAUUAGUUCCAGGUUCUUUAACUAACAAAAAUAAAACAUAAGCAUGCUACAGAGUUGUUGAUUUAUAAGUAAAUACCUGCAAUGAGUUUUCAGUGAAGCUUCUCUCUGUGCUGAUGAGAUUUGUGCUACCUAAAAAUUAACAGAAAUGACACUGUGAACAAUGUAGUUGGGAAAUAGGUAUGUGUAUAUGCAUUAUUUAUAUUCACUGUUAAGCUGGGAAUGGGGGACAGCUCUGGUUCACAAUGCUACAUACACCUGAGUUUUUGUCUGAUUUUACUAUAUCUGCUUGAUGGCAAAAGGGGAGGGGUGGUGGGUGGGAAAGGAAAUGUCAGAGCAAGUGCUCUGAUAAAAAAUGAAGGCAGGGAAACAAGCUGAAUUACUUGAAAUUACUUGAAUUUUCUUGUCUUAAGAUGGAAAAAAAUGUAGUUACAAGUUGAAAUCUGCAAAUAGUUUUUACACCUCUGAUUUUAACAUGAACUGAUGUUAAUGUUUGAAAUGUCAGAAAUAUAAGUAGUUAUAUAUUUAGAAUAUGUUUUGAAUGGGAAAAGGUAGCAAGUGGAGAUAACUAAGGAGGGAUAUGGCCUAUAAAAGAAUAGAAUGCAAUUAGAAUGAUAGAACAUACCAGAGUUACCAAGAAAUUGAUAUGCGUCUGGCUUUAAGCUUAUGCAAGUGGCAUUUGGGAAAGUAGGAUGUGUGAAAAAGGGGGUGUGGUUUUGAUUUCAUUCAUGCAAUAUGAAGGGAGAAACCUGGUCUAAGAAGAUGGUGUAUUUCAAAAGAAACACUUUCUAAGAUGUUACAGAUUGAGAAUUAGAGAAUCUGAUUCUGUUGGGUUUUUUUGUUUGUUUGUCUGGAAAAAGAGAACAAGUCUGGCUUCUAUUUGUUUUCACUAUCAAAUUGUGUUACUUAAUUUCUUGUCAUCCUUGUAUGUAAAAUGGGUGCAGGGGGUGGCGGGGUAGAGGAGGGAGAAUGUGUAUGUGUGUGUGCAUGUGCACGUGCGUGCACACGCACGCUCUUGGGCUGGGAUAGAUAAGCUACCUGGUAAAGGGUACAUUUGAACAUUUAUGAAAUGUUAUACUUUUUAUUAAAAGAAAUAUGUUUGGGGUUUGAAAAAAAUGUACCAUCAUUUCUCAUUGGAACCCAUGACUUAAGAAAACCAACAUGGUUUGGCACCACAUGGGAACAUGAAUAUCUUUUUCUCAUGCUUUGAAAAGUACACUUGGCAAAAUUUUAAAAAAUAAAGUUUUUAGACAAAUGUGGUAAGAAACAGUCAUUUCCAGUCACAAUAGGUUAUCUUUUGUAAUUUUCAUAAAAGCAGUUCGUUUGCAGUAUGGCUUUGUGUAGUUAGGGGGGUUUUAAGUGUUAAGAAAGGUAUGUGGGCUUUAAAAGUGAUUCUAAAUCUUGAAUAGAAACAUGAAUUGGCUUUAAUAAAUGUCACCUUUUUAUUAUUGACAUUAAUUUAAGUAAUGGUACCAUGUAUAGCUUAAAAUACAUAUUGACUUGAAUUGUGAGGCAAUAAGAUACCUUCUAUAUGUAAUGAUCACAGAACUAACCCUUAUAAUAUAGUUUUACUUAUUUUGUUUACUCUAAAAAUCUAUAGCAGAGUUUCUCUAUUUUAUAUUUCAUAGAUUUAAAAAAACCCAAAUAAAGAUAGAUUUUAAAUUCACUGUGGAAAAUACUAUUGAGUAACAAACUGAGUAAAAAAAAAAAAAAGCAAGGAAUUCCUUAGUAAUCUGGAAUAUUCUACAUGGCUUUGUUA